This is a messenger RNA of Pseudophryne corroboree (corroboree frog), 2896 nucleotides long. It is a transcript of the gene GLIS1, whose product is annotated as GLIS family zinc finger 1. NCBI's taxonomy places the organism in Eukaryota, Metazoa, Chordata, Amphibia, Anura, Myobatrachidae. Gene Ontology annotation, molecular function: DNA-binding transcription factor activity, RNA polymerase II-specific; RNA polymerase II cis-regulatory region sequence-specific DNA binding. Gene Ontology annotation, cellular component: nucleus. The transcript has 10 exons. The coding region runs from base 288 to 2474 and encodes 728 amino acids. Gene Ontology annotation, biological process: regulation of transcription by RNA polymerase II. The record is from RefSeq and is a predicted model, not a curated record.
GCAGUGCAGAGACUAGGAGGAGCACAUGCCACAGGUGUUUCUGGAGCCUUGAGAGACUGUGAUAGUUGACUGAGUUAGUGAAGAGAGGUGUGAGGUACCUGGCUGAGGAGUUGACUGAGUUAGUGAAGAGAGGUGUGAGGUACCUGGCUGAGGAGCGGGGGUCACUGUCCUGUAAGAGAGCAGAAUUCCUGUCACAGAAACAGAGGCGUGUUAUAGAAAGCGGAGAGAGGAGCGUGGCAAGGAGCAAAUUGUGAGGGGGAAGGAGUAAAAGAGCAGGAGACGGGGAAAUGAUGAGCCAAGACAGCACCUUUGACUUUAACUGCCCAUUGAUUGGGCAAGAAGAGCUCUCCAUAAUAUUUCCUUUGACGCUAGAUAUAGCACAGGCAGCUUGUAGUGAGCUGUCUUGGGAGAGCUUACCCGAAGAAGUGAAUGGCGGAUAUGCUCAGUAUAACCUGAAAAAGAGCAUGAUAGGAAUUGAAGGAAUAUCCAGGGACGUUCUGGACGCCAGAGAGAGUUUCUGCAGCCCAGUUAGGAAUACUCCGACCUGUGGUGACCAUUUGGGGACAUAUGAGGAUACAGCCAGCAAUGAAUACACUGACAACAGGUCUGCCCGGAUUCCCACCUCCAUGUCUUUGCAUCCGAAUGGGACACACCCUGCCAGUCGCAUAAAACAAGAGGGUCCCUGUGACUUCUCAGACCUGUCAGCUGCUUCUCGCCAGUUGGGCAUCUCAGAGUUAAGGGCAUCUUUGCUCCCUGACACAGCUGCCACACACAAUGGGUUUAAAACCUGUCUUUCAUCUUACUUUGUAGACUCCACAAACAGCACUUUCCCAGGCUCGCUGACAGCCAACAGCACGUCUACCUCUGCCCGGCUCCAGUCUGGAGGGAGAAGGGGCUGUUUCACUGACAGUGUUGAAAUUGUGGGAAUUAUUCACUCCUCUCACACAUCGCUGCCCCCUUGUGUGAACACAGUUUGUGUAUCUCCACCUAGAACGCUCUUUAACUCAGGGGGUGUCCCUAACUGGAGCCCACCAAAAGCAUCCCAACCUGAGGGUCUUUGUGGAUUGCCAUCAUCUGCACAGUAUCUGCUUCCUAAUACCGAUGAGUGUAAACUGAAACCUGCUGAACAGGUAAAUGUGCCCUGCACAGAGGGCAGUGCCAAUCUUCUUCUGAGCGCAACACCUAGUGACUGUAGUAGGCUUAAUUUCCUAAAGCAAGAACCAGAGGAUACGUGUCAGCAAGGACUCAUGUCUCCGCUCCAUCUUCCCCUUGCUAUGUCCCCAAAAACAUUUCCAAUUGAUGAGCAAGAUGAACUUGGAGCGCAGAGGAGACAGCUGUGCCGCUGGAUAGACUGCAGUGCCUUGUAUGAACAGCAGGAGGAGCUGGUGAGGCACAUUGAGAAGACGCAUAUUGACCAGCGCACAGGAGAGGAUUUCACAUGUUUCUGGGCUGGCUGUGCAAGACGAUUCAAACCUUUCAAUGCACGCUACAAACUGCUUAUUCACAUGAGGGUGCACUCUGGGGAGAAGCCAAACAAGUGUAUGUUUGAAGGCUGCAACAAGGCAUUUUCUAGGCUGGAAAACCUGAAGAUCCACCUACGGAGCCACACUGGGGAGAGGCCGUACCUGUGUCAACAUCCCGGCUGUCAGAAGGCGUUUAGUAACUCCAGCGACAGAGCCAAACAUCAGAGAACCCACCAAGACACGAAGCCAUAUGCCUGUCAGAUACCAGGAUGCUGCAAACGUUACACAGACCCCAGCUCACUACGGAAACACGUGAAAGCGCACACCAUCAAGGAGCAGCAGCUGCGCAACAAGAUGCAGCAUACCCUGGAAGGGAAGUGGACAAAAGCCAUUAGCCAUGAAAUCCUGAGCGGUACUAGAUCUUGUGACAUGCUGACAGGGUUGUAUACUUUUUGUUCCAACAACCAGAACGUAGUAAGCCCAGGACUAACGUCACCAGCUCCUGCCGUGUCCUCACGAUGCCCUGGGAUGGAGUCCCCUUCCAGUUGCCUGUUGUCGGUCACAGAGAGUGCCCUGGAGGGGAAUUCCCCCCAUGGACUCGCUCACCUUGCUCACUCCAUGAAGUCUACAGUCUCCUCUUCAAUGCUGCUCAGAGGACCCUCUCCCAGUUCCCACCACAAAUCCCCCCUUGGAGAGCAUUGCUUAGCAGGGAAAAACUACGCAUUUCAUAGUCCUACAGCGCCACCAAUGCAAGACUUUCAGGGCAGUUUUGUGCAAUACCCGGAGUGUUAUAGAGAGGUGCAGUGUCUGAGCAGGGAGGCGCUUACUCCAAGCCGCUACCAAGUGCCCAGCACACAGGACACAGGGUACGAGUUACACAAUAACGGUGGAGACGUCCAAUGUGGAUCAGAAGAUGUUAGGAAAAACUGCGCUCAAGAAGGAGACUUCUUCCCAAAUGCAGCUUUUGAUCACUGCCUGCCCCAAAUUCCUUCCAUUUACACGGACACCUAGAAUCUGAACUUAUUAAUUGGACCACUUGGUCUAUAAUCAAAUAAGGUUUAAUUUAAAUAACUGUUUCCUCUCUCUGAAUAUAUAUAUAUAUAUAUAUAUAUACCUGUUUUCCAUAUGUUACAAUAUUAAAAGUAUGCAUCUGCAGCUUUCAGUUCCUACGGAGGCACAGUUGGGAUAGAUAUAUAUAUAUAUAUAUAUAUAUAUAUAUAUAUAUAUAUAUAUAUAUAUAUAUAUAAAACUUUAUAUAAUCUCUGUAUCUUAAAGUAGUUAUUGUUCUAUUCCUUGGAAAAAGUCCACUCAACAGUUCAGUUUCUCAUUUCCCCCAGCACAGAUUUCUGUAUAUAUGAUUUAUCACCCAUUUUAUUAUGUUUUGGACUUUCUAUUUUAUGUGAGAACAUUAAAACUGGACAUAUUGUAAAUGA